This is a messenger RNA of Macadamia integrifolia, 1694 nucleotides long. RefSeq names its product protein fluG-like. The record is from RefSeq and is a predicted model, not a curated record. The coding region runs from base 292 to 1266 and encodes 324 amino acids. The transcript has 7 exons. Gene Ontology annotation, molecular function: hydrolase activity. Lineage: Eukaryota; Viridiplantae; Streptophyta; Magnoliopsida; Proteales; Proteaceae.
CUUGCACCAAUAGUGAUCGAAGAGGCAAGUCUUUUUAUGACGUCAUCACAGUUGUCACGUCUGCGCAAUCCCCAUCAAACCCAUGUCAAAAGUGGAGAGAGUCAACCUCAAGAGGGAGGGGGAAAGAGACUCCGCUUUUCGUUCGCCCCAUCUGUGUGCUAAUCUGCUACAUAGAAGACUCGCCGUAGGCCAGAGCUAGAUAAAGAUAGCGGUUUACAAGAGUGACCGCCAUCGUUUGAUUUGAUAUUCUCUGUGGUCCCGUGUGGGAGUAUUUGGGAGAGGUAAGGAGUGAUGGAGGUCGAUAAGUAUGCUGCGCUGAGGGAAGCCGUGGAGAAGAUAGAGCUUGUGGACGGUCAUGCUCACAACAUCGUCGCCCUCGAUUCCCCUUUUCCUCUCCUCCGAUGCUUCUCUGAAGCCGACUCUGAUGAUGCCUUGUCCUUCGUGCCUCACUGUCUCUCCUUCAAGAGAAGCUUGCGGGAUAUUGCUGAAUUGUAUGGCUGUGAGGCAUCCUUGCAGGGGAUUGAAACACAUCGUAGAUCAUUGGGAUUACAGUCAAUCAGUUCAAAAUGCUUUGGAGCUGCAAAGAUUGCUGCCAUACUUAUUGAUGAUGGACUUGAAUUGGAUAAAAUGCAUGACCUAGAAUGGCAUAGAAGUUGUGUUCCAGUUGUUCAUAGAGUAUUAAGGAUUGAGGUUUUGGCGCAGAAGAUUCUUAAUGAAGAGACACCAGAUGGAUCGGAAUGGACAUUGGAUAUAUUCACUGAAAUCUUUGUGGCAAAGUUGAAGUCUCUCGCAGAUAGAGUUGUUUCCUUGAAGAGCAUAGCUGCUUACAGGAGUGGUCUGGAAAUUAAUCCAAAUGUUGACAAGAAGGAUGCUGAGAAUGGUCUUAUUGAGGUCUUAAGUGCUGGGAAACCUGUUCACAUCCAGAAUAAAAGCUUUAUUGACUAUGUCUUCAUUUGUGGUUUGGAAGUUGCUUUGUGCUUUGACUUGCCAAUUCAGAUUCACACAGGUUUUGGAGAUAAAGAUUUGGAUUUGAGGUUUUCAAAUCCUCUUUAUCUACGGGCCCUUCUAGAGGACAGUAGAUUUUUGAAGUGUCGUAUUAUUCUUCUGCAUGCAUCCUAUCCAUUUUCAAGGGAAGCAUCAUACCUAGCUUCUGUUUAUCCCCAGGUCUACCUUGAUUUCGGACUUGCAGUGCCAAAGCUUAGUGUCUAUGGGAUGAAAUCUUCUGUGAAAGAGCUUUUGGAACUGUCUUCAAUAAAGAAGGUAUAAAUUGUGGAAGGUUUUUAUCUUUGUUAGCACUUUAGGUUAUAUUACACUGUAGUCAUAUUAUCUUGGUUGUAAUAUUUUAGUACUAGCUCCAUAAAGAAGGUGAGAAAAAUGUGGUCAUAUAUUAUAUUGUCUGCUCUUCUUGAUCCUGCUUGAAGAAUCGUUCUUUUAUUAUUUUCUAUUUCUCUUAAUAUAUUUUUCUUGUGUAAAAAUAUAAUGUAUAAGAAAAGUGAGAAUAAAUGAUACUCAUAAAUCAUAAGUACAUCUUCACUACCUAUGAGAUGCAACUCAUAUUUAUCGUACAUUGUACAAUAUAAUUGUUUGAAUUUUAAAAGUAACCGCAAGCAUACGGAUCAGUGUAGCUAACGGGUCGAACACAAGGAGAGCAACCACUUUAUUUUUAGCUUCUUUUUGUAAUGCGAAAGUAUAGC